This is a messenger RNA of Lasiodiplodia theobromae, 1032 nucleotides long. RefSeq lists its product as uncharacterized. Bases 1 to 1032 code for a protein of 343 amino acids. NCBI's taxonomy places the organism in Eukaryota, Fungi, Ascomycota, Dothideomycetes, Botryosphaeriales, Botryosphaeriaceae. The record is from RefSeq and is a predicted model, not a curated record. The transcript has a single exon.
AUGUCCGACUCUGAGAAGUGCUUCACCUUCCUCCGCGACAACAUCCCUGCAUGGCUGGAGGACCUACAGCGCAUUGCGACCAAGAUCGAGGAGAAGCAGGAUGAGGUUGCCAAGGUCCCCGUCGUCCAGAAGAUAGUCAAGAAGACCGGGUCCACCGAGACGCUCAAGGAAGGGAAAGAGGCCCUUCUUGAGCAGGACGGCACCGACGCCGCCCCGCCUGCUCCGGAGGAGCCGCACAUCCCCAACCAGGCCGAGAGACAAGCCCUGGCCAAUGCCAAUCGCAAGCGCAAGCCCGCCUCCGUCUUGUCCAAGACGUCUGGCCCGACCAAGUACCGGACCCGGAGCAUGAUUGUCGUCUACUACGAUGCAGAGGUGCAGAAGGCUUUUGAAACGUUGGUGCGGAACAUUGGAACGGGCCGGAACAUGCUGAGGAAGGGCAAGAUGGCCGCGCGCAUGGAGGCCAUGUCCGCCGAGACCGAGGACGAUGACGACCAGAACAGCGAUGACUUCGACCCCGUCCUUGCCAAGCUGCAGUUCCGACCACGCGCCGGUCUGGGAGCUUUCCGCACGACCCGGGGCAUGGGUCCGGGUGGCUUUGGCAGUGACGGCGGCUCCGAGGGAUUUGAUACUGCGGACAAGGCAUUGGAGAACGCCCAAAGCCUCUGUGAACGUGGUGCACACCAAUCGCUCCGGGAUGGGGAUUGCCGGACCGAGCUCGAAGGCGCCAGAAAGAGCUUCGAGGAAGUGAUCAAGGUCGCGGAAGCCGAAAUCGAGAAGCAGAAGGAGAAGGCGGAGAAGGCUGCCGAAAAGGCAAGGCAACGUGAAGAGCAACGUCGAUCGCAAAACAAACCCGACUUAAUGGACACCGACUCGAAGCUCAUGCCUGCUGCAGCACCAGUGCCGCUCAGCAGCGGUAUGAACGGAGACUUGAAGACCGACACGAUCGAGGUCGACGACAACCCAUCUGACGACGAUGAGGAGUUUGUGAUGCCAACACUACCUCGAAAUAUCCGUCUCACCUCGCGUGGUUAG